This is a messenger RNA of Nothobranchius furzeri (turquoise killifish), 1646 nucleotides long. NCBI's taxonomy places the organism in Eukaryota, Metazoa, Chordata, Actinopteri, Cyprinodontiformes, Nothobranchiidae. The record is from RefSeq and is a predicted model, not a curated record.
UUAUUUGCAUGCGGGCGAUCUUCGUUACAGUGGCAAGAAAAAACUGUAUGAGAACAAACACUUCAUGAAUAGAGAGAGGUGAUUGAGCUAUGGAGAAGCUGGAUCACGUAACAGUAUCUAUCCUUACAGCUGCAUGCAUUGACGAGCCCAUGCUCUUAACUUUGAGCCGCGAGGAUCUGAGGGACCUGUUUCCUGGGCCUGAACACUUUCUCACUAGAAAGCGUGUGUGGUCAGUAAUUCACCCUGAGGAAGACCAUCCUGUAACACAGACCCCUGAAACAUAUUCUUCACCCAGGGUAGUUCCAACAGCCAGGCCUCAAAGUCCUGAUGCUAAAAAAAGCCAGCAGAAGACCUUGCAGCUCCCCAGUCCUCCGGAAUAUGUAGUGUACACAGACAGUGAGUUGGAGCAAUGCAGAAAGAGUUACUAUGAUUUGGCCCAUGUCAGCCGGGAACAUGAAUGUGUCAUGUCCAAAGAACUGAGAUGCAGACUAGUGAGAAAUACAAUCACAAGUAUGGUGUCCCUUUUGAGAGCAAGCGAAGGCCAAAUGGAGCGAUACCCCUCUAAGAAUGAAAUCACUGCAAUGGCUAAAAUAAUCGUGGAAUAUUAUCCUAUGCUAAAGGAUAAUGAUGCAAGCGUGAAACACGAGAGCAUCAACGCAAAGUUACUAAAAAGGCUGCAAAAUAUGAAAACUCCUGUAAAAAAGCAAGGACCAACACCAGACAGGGGCCGGCCAAAGAGAAGACUCACUGACCUCUCUCCAACUGAUAAAGAAGCUGAUGAUGAAGAUGCUGAUUGCAGUUCUUCCAGUGGUGCAUCUAAUCUGCUGUUAUCACCUGCAAGCAGUUCUGAUGCUUCCACUUCAUCUGACAGGGUUAGUCCGCAAAUACAAGCAAGACUUUACAGAAGAUUACAAGAAAUGUGCAAGAAGCCGAAACCAAACCAAGAAGAUGUGUCCCAGUUAUUAGACCUUGAGUUUGACUCCAGAAGAGCCUUCAUUGACUCAGACUCCUUGAAAGAGGAGAACCGAGCUUCCCACAUCUUGGAUGCAUAUCCAUGCUUUAAAGAACUGCAUCAUGUGUUGGGUGAGCUGCGCAGAAUUUUGGAUCCUCACAACAACAAGUUCAUCAGUCAAAUCAAACAAAGAUGGCAAGAAUUUUGCUCCAGGGUGGAAUUCUAUGGCGUGUCAAAGAAGGCAAUGAAUCCACCAAUGACUAUGGACAAAACUGAAGCCCAUCUUGCAUUGAUGAAGGCUCUUCCAACGCUCUUUCCCUCACCUGCCCAUCCACCCAAAAAGAUGGGGACUGCUUCUGAUGCAUUUCUACAUGUCCUGAAGCCUACAGAAGAUCCAGAUGCAGUCCUCCAGAAACGAAGCUUGUCAUGUCCAGUGGUGAUGUUCGAUGGAUGCAAGUGUGUUAUUGCUGUUGGGAAUUUGCCAGUUACAACAUUUGACAAAGAAAAACUUGGUGAGGGUAUGAUUUAUGUGAUGGCAUACUUUUAUACACUCCAUCUGACUUAUCCCAAAUGCGUGGCAACCCUACUGUCUGUCAUUCAGACAGAAGUUCUCCAGGAUGCUAUUCAUGAGCGUGACACUACAUCAUAUUACAAAAAAGCCCUGGCCGAAUGGUACGCAUUUAUUGGAAAGUAG